UCGCACAACCAUAAGCGCGAAUAAUCAUCUACAUACAGAGCAAAUUCAUGCAAACAUUGCUCCACAUCUCCAUUGAAAGCUCAGGGUCUCAUUCGUUGCUGUUUGGAACGGAGACUGCAGGUUUUGGCUACAGGAAUUCGUCGUCAAUUGUAGCCCUGAAGGAACGAUUUUAUUGCGUGAGAGAAAGCGAUUGCAGCGAGAAUGGUGAAUCAAGCAUUGGAGGCUAUGCCGAAGCUUAAGUUGAACACUGGCACAUGUAUUUCCGCCGUUGGGCUAGGAACCUGGCAGGCGGAUCCAGGCUUGGUUAAACAAGCUGUCAAGGAAGCUGUAAAAGUUGGGUACCGCCACAUCGACUGCGCCAAGGCUUACAAAAACGAGGACGAGGUGGGAGAAGCUUUGCAGGAGCUUUUCAAGGAAGGCGUUGUUAAGCGUGAAGACUUGUGGAUCACGUCGAAACUUUGGUGCACUGACCACAACCCUGCGGAUGUGGAGCCGGCAUUGGACGGGUCGAUUGAGCGUUUGCAAUGUGGCUACCUUGAUCUGUACCUGAUGCAUUGGCCGGUCGCCUUGAAGAAGGAUGCUCAAGGCACAGGUCCAGAUGACUUUGCUCCUCUCAAUGUCGCGGCGACAUGGGCAGCUAUGGAAAAGUGCUACGAGAAGGGGAAAGCGAAGGCUAUCGGAAUCAGUAACUUCUCUGUAGAGAAAACGAAGGACUUGUUGUCUAAAUGCAAAGUACGACCUGCUGUGAACCAGGUGGAAUGCCACCCUCUUUGGCAGCAGAAGAAGUUGUGGCCAUACUUAAAGUCCGAGGGCAUUCACUUGACAGCUUACUCUCCAAUCGGAUCCUCAAACAGUCCCUUCGCAACAAUUAACGUCUUAGAGCUUCCCACAGUCACGAAAUUGGCUGAGAAAUACAAAAGGUCUCCAUCACAGAUAGUUCUCCGAUGGAACAUCCAACAAGGUCAUAGCGUGCUGCCAAAGAGCACUCACGCUGAUCGGCUUGCGUCCAACAUUGAGAUCUUCGACUUCGAACUCAAUGAAGAAGAUCUCAAGGAAUUCGACAAAAUUGAGCAGCACCGCCUUCUCCUUGGAGACGACAUGUGGAUAAAUGACAAAACCAGUCCAUACAAGACGGUGGAGGAGCUCUGGGACGGAGACAUCUAAACCCAAUUUCUAUACAUAUGUUGAACUGCUAGCGUUCAACAUUGAAUAUGAUUUUCUAUACAUAAAAGACAAAUUUGUGCAGAAGCGUUGCGCCUUUCAGGCUGAUUCUAAGUAUAGUCUGUACAUAGAAGAGUAAAGAGAUCUCUGCGAAAUUUAUGAAGAAGUUUCACGUUAUCGUGUCAUUUUGCGUAUACAA
This is a messenger RNA of Physcomitrium patens, 1360 nucleotides long. RefSeq names its product NADPH-dependent aldo-keto reductase, chloroplastic. Gene Ontology annotation, molecular function: oxidoreductase activity. NCBI's taxonomy places the organism in Eukaryota, Viridiplantae, Streptophyta, Bryopsida, Funariales, Funariaceae. The record is from RefSeq and is a predicted model, not a curated record.